CAAAUCCCUCUACUUGACAGCAACUGUUGGGCAACUGCCGCCGUACGCGAUAUUUUGUAUUGUCGCGAAUUACAAAGAAAAUGUUUGAUAAAUAAACGGUCGUAGUUUUUUGUGUGUGUGUGGUUCCGCUGCUUUUAAGCAACUGUGUACUUUUGUGCCGUCGUUUAUCGUUGUAAUCGCGUCUUGUCCGUCCAAAGAAGAAAAAACGCCCGUUGCUUGCCGUGUCGCACAAUGAAUUCCCGCAUUGCCACUCCCAAACAUCGGUUUGGAUCGGCAGCUGCUGCGUCCGCUGGAGCCAGCUCGUCUCCCACGAAAGCGUCCACGCCACGUUCGGUUUCACGUCCGGCCGGUUCGAAAUUGGCCACCUGUUUGCUCACGAAGCGCACCCAAUUGAACACCUCGAGCUCGGAAUCGCUGCCGGCAUCACCGAUCCGCACGCCCAAAAGCGCAUCCGCCCGUCCACCCAGCAUCGGAAACGGGCUGGAGGCGAAAUCGAAAUCAUCCACAUCGCUGAACCUGAACAGCUGCUACACACCAUCGUCCCAGUACCGAGCGCCGCCAACGUCGUCGAAAAGUGCUUCGAAAGAUUUUGGAACACCGCGUAACGUGUUGAAGCGUGCCGUUGCUAGGGAAAAUCUACUUAACGCCAGGACACCGGAAUGUUUUUCCCGCAUCUCGCUGGACAGUCCCGUUGGGCAACAAGCGGGACGGCACCGUUCCAGCCAGAGCAAGCUGGACGAAUCGCAUCGCAGCACGAAGGAAAAGGACAAGGAGGGAGGAGCUGGAGGUGAAAUAAGUAACCUUAAGGUGGCCGUGCGCAUCCGCCCACUGUCGGCGAAGGAAUGUAUCGACUCGGUGGCCAAUAUCGUGCGGGUGCAGAAUAACGAGCUGUACAUCAAUGGUGGUAGUACGGCGGAUAAUCUCGGCGGGGUAGAACACUUCUUCCUGUACGAUCAUGUGUUUUGGUCGUGCAAUGCGGAAGAUCCUGCGUACGUGAGUCAGUCGAGAGUUUACAGCAGCCUCGUCCAUCCGUUGCUCGAUAAAGCCUUCGAAGGGUACAACACGUGCCUGUUCGCGUACGGACAAACGGGAUCCGGCAAGAGCUACAGUAUGAUGGGAAUGGAUCUGGACGAGAACUACGAUGAAACACCGAACCCGGACGCCGGCAUUAUACCCCGUUUCUGUCACGAACUGUUUGCACGCAUCAAUGCACUGAAAGGCCAGGUGCAUGCCGAGGUCGAGGUGAGCUAUUUUGAAAUUUACAACGAAAAAAUACACGAUCUGCUGUCCGUAACACCGUCGGAUGGUGUGAUCACCGUGUCCACUCCCGGCCAAGGGGCAAAGCGAGCCGCACUGAAGGUGCGCGAGCAUCCCGUCUGGGGCCCGUACGUGGUCGAUCUCAGCACGCACCCGGUCGAUUCCCACACGGCACUACGCAACUGGCUGGCCGUUGGCAACAGUCAGCGGGCGACGGCGGCCACCGGAAUGAACGAUAAAAGCUCUCGCUCGCACUCAAUCUUCUCGGUUGUGUUGAAUUUGGCGGAAAUAGUGCACAGCAGCGAUACGGACGAUGGCGACCAUGCCAGUAGCACGGCAUCAGUAAAGCAGACAAAGCGAAGCAAAAUAAGUCUCGUGGAUUUGGCCGGCUCGGAGCGGGUCAGCCAAACCUGUGCCAGCGGUGCUCGGCUGAAGGAGGGCGUCAGCAUCAACAAGAGUCUGCUGACGCUGGGCAAGGUGAUUUCGGCACUGGCCGAUACGAAGCGAAGUGCCAACACGUACAUCCCGUACCGUGACUCCGUACUUACGUGGCUGCUCAGGGAAAACCUUGGCGGUAACUCGCGCACGGUCAUGUUGGCCACCAUCUCGCCCGCCAGCAUUCACCUGGACGAAACGCUUGCCACGCUUCGGUACGCCUGCCAGGCACGCAGCAUCGUCAAUCGCGUGAAGGUGAACGAAGACCCGCACGAUCGCAUCAUCCGCGAGCUGCGGGCCGAGGUCGAACGGUUGCAGGUCCUGCGGCAAGACUACGAGCGGCAGAAGCGUUUGUCCGAGGCGAACCAGCACCACCAUCCGCCGCGCAAAAUCAUCAUCGAAACGUCGGUGGACGAUAGUGAGGUGGAAGCAUUGCGCCAACAGCUGGCCGAAACCGAGCAGGAGCUAGCGAAAGCGCAGCGCUCCUGGCGCGAACGGUUGCAGGAGGCGGAAGAUGUCCGUCGGACGGAAAUGAAGCUGCUCAAGCGCAAGGGGCUGGCGUUGGAGCUGUCCGCCGAGCAGAAGGAACCGUGUCUGGUGAAUUUGGCCACCGAUCCGAUGCUUUCCGGCACGCUGCUGUACAUCAUUCCACCCGGGACGGUGAAAAUCGGGCGUCCAUCGUCGCUUUCCACGCCGGACAUUGUGCUGGAAGGGCCGCUGGUCGCACCCAAUCAUUGCUCGAUAGAAAACAAAAAUGGAAAGUUGUUCCUGCUGCCGGAAACCAGCACCGAGUACGAGACGUUCGUUAACGGUGAACUUGUACAGGAGCGCCGUCAACUGUUUCACGGCGAUCGAUUGGUGAUCGGUGGAUCGCACUAUUUCCGCAUCUCGAACCCGCUCUGUCCCAACAAAUCAAACACACAGAUUAUGGUUGACUUCCAGCUGGCUCAUCAGGAGAUUCUGCAAGAGCAGGAAAAUCGUUUGCGGCGGGAGCUGGAUGUCGAGAAAAAGGCAGCCAUUGCCCGCAUCGAAGCCGAACGGAUGGCACACGAGCAGGAGUACGAGGAGCGUCUGGCAUCGCUUGAGCUGGAAAAGUUCAAGUACAAGUGCCACAAGGAACUGCUCGAAACGGAAAAGGAAGCACUGCUACAGUCAGCAAGCAAGCAGAACAACAAGUGUGACGGUAGAAAGGCACGCCCUUCCGAUGUGCGGGACUCGUUGGAUCUGACCCCGUCGGCAGCGGAAUCGAAUUUGGCGGAAGAGAUCCGCCGGAUAAUGGAGCACACGAGCGAGGAAAGUCUUGCCCACAUACAGAUGAUGGUGAAGGAAGCGAGUCAGCGUUGCCGAACGGUGGGAUUGGACUACGAGUUUAAGCAGACGCAGGUGUGGCAAGAUGAGGGAAUCUUCCGGGCGAUGAUCAACAUUGUCGAUCGUCCAAACGGUCGAAUAGCCGAGUGGGUCCCCGCACGGUUGGAAUACUGGCUGGGCAUAGUGCGCGAGCGGGACGAUCUCACUGCCGACAACAUGUUCGAACACUUUGAUCUGGUGUGGAACGAGCCGGGCGAUCAAUCGGCGAAUGAAUCGCUUCUGCAGGACUCACACAAUUCUAGCCGCAUUUCGCUAAACCUUAGCUCGGUGAUCCGUGGUCGGAAUAGUGUCGUUUCCAAUCCCGGCAGCCCGGGCACUGCCACCAGUGGAAGCACACGCAAAUCGCAGGGACUGUUUAAAUCCAUCUUCUCCAAACCAACAACCAGUGUGAUGCCGGCCGGUGAGGAUAGUGAGCGAGGAUUCGGUCGGCCAGCGUCGGCGCGAAAGGCCCUAUUUACCGAUGCGGAAUCGAACGAUGAAAAUGUGCCCACCAACAACCAACAGCUGCCGUCAGCUACCGCGAGUCAAUCAAAAGCCACCGUACUGCAUCGGUUCGACCAGAAGGCGGCCAACUAUCUGAAAGAUCUUUACGGCGCAACGCUGAAGCUGCGCAAGCUGUGCGAGAAGUAUCAGGAUUCGGAUGCACCACCUACCACCGAUGGUGAGGAAUCGCUGCCAGCAGGUAAGGAAGGCAGGAGUAGCAAUGCAGAGGAAAGGUUGGCCUCCAAGUGUCUGGAAUCGGUGGCCGAUAUUGAACGGUCGCUGCAAACCAUACGAUCGGUACUGGCGGAUCAUAACAUCAAGGAAGCUACAAUUAGUGCGAUGGAGGGCGAAUUUGGCCGAACACCCAAAUCGGUACGCUUUCUGCUGGAUUAGGGAUUCAGAGUCGGUACAGAGAUGAGUAGGAACUAGGGUGGACGAUUUUUGAUUCUUGCCUUUCCCGUUUUUCCAACUGGAACCGAGGAGCUGCUCACGGAAGCGAUAAAUUUAGGAGUGUUCUUCUACCUGUACAUCGUUUUGUUUUCGUACCCAAAACUUCCAAAGUUCUUUAAAUUGUUAGUGACUAUAGCGACAAUAUCAAUGCAAUUUUUGAUAUUUUUUUACGUUUACCUUUUGACGUAUUUUGCAAUAAACAGCACUGCAUAUAGGAAGUUAA
Molecule: messenger RNA, 4216 nt
Organism: Anopheles arabiensis
Lineage: Eukaryota; Metazoa; Arthropoda; Insecta; Diptera; Culicidae
Gene: neb
Product: kinesin-like protein KIF14
Exons: 4
Coding region: 232-3936 (1234 amino acids)
Biological process (GO): microtubule-based movement
Cellular component (GO): microtubule; kinesin complex
Molecular function (GO): microtubule binding; ATP binding; ATP hydrolysis activity
Source: RefSeq, a predicted model, not a curated record